Messenger RNA from Mytilinidion resinicola, 948 nucleotides. RefSeq names its product HET-domain-containing protein. NCBI's taxonomy places the organism in Eukaryota, Fungi, Ascomycota, Dothideomycetes, Mytilinidiales, Mytilinidiaceae. The record is from RefSeq and is a predicted model, not a curated record. The transcript has a single exon. The annotation marks the transcript as partial.
AUGCUCGAAGUGUGUGAAUGCAGAUCUGCGAGACCUGAAUCUCCACCAACGUCAACUCCCUACUCAUACACGCCGCUAGAUACUCCGGAUCAAUUUCGAACCAUUCGGCUUUUACCUGCGGAAUCGUUUGAAGCUCCCAUUGAAUGCCAGAUUUGUAUAGCAAAUCUCUCCCAUGGUUCUUCCUAUGAAGCGCUUUCAUAUGCUUGGGGAAGUAGCUCUCGAGAGAAUUCGAUAAAAUGCAACGGCCAAGAUUUGUUCGUGACCCCUAAUCUACUACGGGCGUUGAAGAGGCUACGCCCAAUCUCUACACGCAGCAUAUCGAAUCCGGGACCUCUUAAUCUAUGGGUAGAUGCUAUCUGCAUUGACCAAGAGAAUCGGAAGGAAAGAGCUCAUCAAGUCGGCAUCAUGAAGAGGAUCUAUCAACUCGCCUCGAAAGUUGUUGUAUACCUCGGAGAGGAUGUCAACUUCAAGGACAGUGUCCCAAGUAUACGAAUGUUGUGGCUGCUCGACUCCUCCUGGUAUACUAGGAUGUGGACUCUGCAAGAAUCUUUACUUAACCCGAACACGAUCGUCAGGCACGGCGAGACUAUGCUCUCAUGGGAAGAUCUCGAGAUCGGGUUCCGGUCAUUACCUCCCAGUUUUCGUUACAACGCAGCGCAGCGGAAUGCUAUUCUCCGCGUCCAAACUACUAGAGAGUUGAGACUGCAGUUUCGAGAACUGCAGGGGUUUGUCCAGCAUCCUCAGCCCACAGACCGCACAAUCGCCGAUCGUUUGUCCCGCAUGCUAUCUCUGUGCCAGUACUUUGAAUGUGGAGAUCCGAGAGACAAAGUCUUCGCCAUCCUCGGCCUUGUCGAUAACUUAGAUUUCAACGCACUACCCGAGCUAAAUCCGGACUACAACACUCCCGUUACGGAGAUAUACCGACGUUUCGCAUUGUUCAUUAUCACC